Agrilus planipennis (emerald ash borer) is the source of this 1687-nucleotide messenger RNA. Its product is annotated as ribosome biogenesis protein NOP53. The record is from RefSeq and is a predicted model, not a curated record. The transcript is spliced from 5 exons. Gene Ontology annotation, cellular component: nucleolus. Gene Ontology annotation, molecular function: 5S rRNA binding. Lineage: Eukaryota; Metazoa; Arthropoda; Insecta; Coleoptera; Buprestidae. Bases 100 to 1473 code for a protein of 457 amino acids. Gene Ontology annotation, biological process: ribosomal large subunit assembly; rRNA processing.
UUCCUAGUCCAUAGAGAUUUAACCUCUCUUCAAUUCACGUUGACGUUUGAGGUUAACUGCUGUAUUAAAAGUAAUAAUUUGUGAUAAAUUUUAAUUAAAAUGACUGUGGAAAAGCGUAAACGUGUCUCGAAAAAACGCAAAAUAGCAUGGAGAAAACAUUCCAAAAUAAAAGACGUAGAGGAUUUCCUGGAGGAACAAGGAUUCGAGGAAAGAAUUGGUAAUAUUAUCGAGCAAAAGUCCGACAAGGAGCUUUUUCAUCUUGAUACAAAUACAACAGAACCUGCUAUUUUGAGCAAAAAAGAAAAGAGGAAGAUAUUAACAGAGAAACCUCUAAGGAGUUUUUCUGCUUUCCAACAACCAGUUUACCUUAAUUUAAAAAGUAACACAAAACGAGAUAUUAUCUCAAAAAGGUUACAAAAGCGGUUAAAAAUGAAAGCAAAAGAAACUUUGAAACCUUCAGAAGUGCAGUCAUUAAAAGAUACAAAAAUAGCUAUGGAGAAAAAAAAGCAACAAGCAAUGGAAGAUAAAUAUAAUGCUGAUUUAUGGAUUACAGAAGAUUCAAGGGAACCAGAACUUCAAUCAGAAUGGGUAAGCAACAGUACAAGGCAGAAUAUUUUACGUGGAGAGAGCAAAUUUCGCAAAAUACUUCCCAAAAUAACUAGGUGGAAGCAAACCAUUUUACCUUCAGUUGAACCACCUCACCCAGGGAUGUCGUACAACCCUUCCUUUGAAGAUCACCAAGCAUUACUGAAAGAAAUCGCUGAUAAAGAACAGAAAAUUAUCAAAGAAGAACAACAUUUAAAUCGAGUCACAAACAAAAUGUUUAGAAAAAUUACUCGUGAACGGAAUCAGGAAAACUGGAUAGAGGAGAUGUCUCAGGGUUUGCCCCAUGCACAAAAAGAGGAUAAUUCAGACAGCGAAGUGGACACAAGUGGCCCCAUUUCUGUAAAUCCUCCUGUUGUUAACAAGAAAAAGGAUUUGAAACAACGACGGAAACAAAAGGAACAGCAAAAGCUCCGUCAUGCCCUCAAACUCGCAAAAAUCGAAAGACGAAAAGUAGCUGAUAUUUACAAACUGAAACAGAUCAAAACAAAAUUAGUGAAAAAUGAAGAGAAACUGGAGACACUCCAACAAAAAAGAACAGUCAAAAAGAAGGAGAUGAUCCAUAAACCCAAACGAGUGGGCCCAAAGAAAUAUGAAGAGCCUGAUUUGGAAUUUACAGAAAUUAAAGAUCUCACGGGGAACCUAAGAACACUUAAAAAAGAAGGCAACCUGCUCAUGGACAGGCUGAAGAGCUUACAGAAAAGGAACAUUGUAGAACCGACUGCCAGACGUACCAAGAAGAAGGCUAAGGUGAAACAGUUCAUUAAACCGGGACACAAAGAUGAUUGGAAGGUUACUGUGGCCAAAGCAAAAUUACAGCCUAGACCCUUGCUCAGGAACAAGAAAAUUAUCAGUGGGGAUAGUUUUUAAGGUAAGAAGUGUUAUGUAUUAAUGCAAAGAAAUAAAUUCAGGCAAAUAUAGAGGAAAAAUUAAUAAUUUCUUUGAUCCACUCAUCAAAAUGGACAAUAUUUAAAGAUAAAUGAGGACCAAAAAUUAGUAGUUUUUGUUUCUUCAAAAUUACAUAUAGCAGAAUCAACUUUGUAAUAUGUAUUGUCUUAAAUACAAACCUCCCUAUCUGUUUGAA